AAACGCUGCGUUUAAACAUCAAGAGCAUCUUUUUCUUUUCCUUCCUGAUUUAGUGACGUUAGGGUUUUGACAGUUGAAUUCAAAUCUGCACUUCGUUUUCCGAUCGAAGAAUUAUCUCUUCCAUUCAUUCAUAUGGCUGACGAAUCCAUCAAAACCGCUUUCGUUGAAAUUCAAGGUCGUAUGAUAGAAACCACAAGGAAAUUAAAGCAGGUGCAAAACCAGAUACGUUCCAAAGAAACAGAUAAAAAGCGUGCUUUUUUGACAAUGGAGGAGCUGAAGCAGGUUCCUGAUGAUACCAAUGUUUACAAAUCCAUUGGUAAAACGUUUGUAUUAGAGACGAAGGCAACAUUGAUGAAUGAACAAGAGAACAAGUUCAAAGAUAGUGAAACUUCGAUUACCUCAUUACAGAGCUCAAGAGAAUAUUUGGAGAAGCAGAUUGCAGAGGUGGAAAACAAUUUGAGAGAGCUGUUACAACAAGAUCCUGGUCUUGCUCGUCAAAUCAUGUCAAUGAAUGUGUAAUGUAAAUCUUCCAUUAUUGAAAUUCACUUGUAGCGGUGGCUUUUGAGCGAAUAGAAAAAUUUAGGAUAUGUGGACUGUGAGGAUAUCUUCUGCCUACUGCGUGCGUUCAUGGAUGGUUUUCAGUCCUUCUCUAAACACUGUCUUUGCAAGGAUGGUUGUAAUUUAUCAUAAUUCUUAGAAUAAUAUAUUGUCCUGUUUUGUUACAUGUUAGGGAAUUCUCAUUAGCAGUGUGCUAUGUGUUUAUGCAGACAAUUUCUAAGCAAUUUUGUUGUGAUAUGAUGUUAGAAGGCUUUCUUA
Messenger RNA from Trifolium pratense (red clover), 816 nucleotides. Its product is annotated as prefoldin subunit 1. Lineage: Eukaryota; Viridiplantae; Streptophyta; Magnoliopsida; Fabales; Fabaceae. Gene Ontology annotation, molecular function: protein folding chaperone. The record is from RefSeq and is a predicted model, not a curated record. The transcript is spliced from 6 exons. The coding region runs from base 133 to 519 and encodes 128 amino acids. Gene Ontology annotation, biological process: protein folding. Gene Ontology annotation, cellular component: prefoldin complex; cytoplasm.